AUGUGUCUAGAAAGCUGGUAUGACUUGCAACUUGAUGAAGUUGAGGUGCUGAUUCUGAAUCUCUCUGCAAGCAACUACACCUUGCCCCUAUUCAUGGAAAAGAUGAGAAAGCUAAAGGUUCUAAUCAUUGUAAACCAUGGAAGGACCAAAGCCAAGCUAAGAAAUUUGAUAACACAUAGUGAAUUUGCUAAUCUAAAGAGGAUCAAGUUAGAGAAAGUCUCAAUUCCUUCCCUUCAUGAAUUCGCAAUGCCAUUGAAGAAUUUGCAGAAGCUAUCUUUAUUCAUGUGUGAUUUUGGCCAAGUUUUGAUGAAAUUCACCAUCAAGAUCUCCUCCAUGUUACCUAAUCUUGUUGAGAUCAACAUCGAUUACUGCCAUGAUCUGGUGGAAUUACCACCGUGGAUCUGCGGUAUCAUCAAUUUACAGACACUUAGUAUUACUAACUGUGAUAACUUAUCUGCACUAACUGAGAGAAUUGGAGAUAUAGCAAAUUUAGAGUUUUUAAGGUUGCAUGGAUGUAGUGGAUUACUUAAGUUACCAGACUCAAUUAAUGGACUCCAGAAACUGAGGUUCCUUCAUAUAUCUGAUUGUUGCAACUUAAAAAUGCUGCCUGAUGGGAUGGGUGAGUUACAUUGUUUGAAGAAGCUUGACAUGAGAGGUUGCAUAGUCUUGAGUGAAUUGCCACCUUCAGCCAUGAAUCUUGUUAAUUUAAUGGAAGUGAUAUGUGAUGAAGACACAAUAGCUAGUCUUUGGGAACCUCUAUCAUCUACUCUAACAAUAAUUGAGCUUAAAAAGGACAACAACUUGGAUUGGCUUGGGGUUGAUAUUUGA
Molecule: messenger RNA, 828 nt
Organism: Macadamia integrifolia
Lineage: Eukaryota; Viridiplantae; Streptophyta; Magnoliopsida; Proteales; Proteaceae
Product: probable disease resistance protein At5g66890
Exons: 1
Coding region: 1-828 (275 amino acids)
Biological process (GO): defense response to fungus
Source: RefSeq, a predicted model, not a curated record